GCAGUGCUUCUGCGUGCUGCUUCUGCUGCUUCUGCUGUCGGUGCUUCUGUUAUGGACUCCGAAGCUGCUCUUUUCCACACCGCUGUCUACGACGCCGUCAGAACUGUGCCCUGGGGCUGCGUCACCACCUACGGCCACGUUGCGAAGAUGAUCGACAGACCCUCCAACCCCCGCCAGGUGGGCCACUCCCUCAAGUUGCUUCCCCAGCCCUCUGUCUCUGCUGGUUCUGCUGGUUCUGCUGGUUCUGCUGGAUACGACAGCGCCACUGUUCCCUGGUGGAGGGUUAUCAACUCCCAGGGCAGGAUCUCCAAGAGAGCCAAUUCCAAUGACGAGCUACGCCAGCUACACAGACUACUUCAAGAGAACGUCCACGUCGAUCCAGAUCUUCUAAAGGUUGAUUUAUCUAUGUAUGGUUGGUUCCCAGCUACUGAUUGGGACUAGUUGUUGCUG
This is a messenger RNA of Ascoidea rubescens DSM 1968, 450 nucleotides long. RefSeq names its product MGMT family protein. The record is from RefSeq and is a predicted model, not a curated record. Lineage: Eukaryota; Fungi; Ascomycota; Saccharomycetes; Ascoideales; Ascoideaceae. Gene Ontology annotation, molecular function: catalytic activity. Gene Ontology annotation, biological process: DNA repair. Bases 52 to 441 code for a protein of 129 amino acids. The transcript has a single exon.